This is a messenger RNA of Caenorhabditis sp. 36 PRJEB53466, 1055 nucleotides long. Lineage: Eukaryota; Metazoa; Nematoda; Chromadorea; Rhabditida; Rhabditidae. The record is from the annotation of a GenBank genome assembly.
AUGAGUGACGAUCUGAGCGCUUUCUUUGCCAAAAAGAAGGACAAGAAGAAGAAGACGGCGGUGAAAAUCGAAGACGUCGGGCAGGUGCUCGAGCGAAGAGCAAAACGACAAGAGGAAUACGAGCAGGAGCACGAGGAGGCGCCCGAAAAGCGAAUUGAGGAGGAGAGGCCGACGAAUACGGCCGAAGACAGCGAAUGGAUCGAGUACGGCGACAGUAAUCAAGGAAGGUGAGGCGGAAAUUGAAUAAAAAUACGAAAAAAUCGAUAAUCGUUCUCACUCAGUAAAUCAGAGUUUCCUCAAACUUGACAAAGGCGUUCAUUAGUCUUAUUAAAUAAGUUUCUGAGAGUUCUAGCCUGCACUUUUUUGAUUUCUACAUUUUUUAUAUGAUAAUUGUUCACAGAUUGGAAGGCCUCAAGAUCAAGGACAUGGGCCUCGAGAACGAAGACGAUCAGGUGAACAACGACGAGCCGGAGGAUCGUGAAGUACACGAGGCGAAGACAUGGGGCCAGGUGAACAGCGAGAAGAAGGCGGCGGGCGAGGAGUCCGAUCAGGCGGUCACCAUCAGUGACAAGGCGAUGGCGGCGGCGUACAAACCGCCGGCCAUGAGAAAGUAUCAACCGCCGUCUGCGGGCGGUGGCGGCUACAGAUCGCGCGCCGCGCCGGCCAACUUCGAUAUGAGCAACGACGCGGCGUUCCCGUCGUUGGCGGACGCGAGCAAGAUCGAGAAGGUUAAAAAGGAGGAGAGCAAGGCGCCGGGCGGAUGGGUCAAGGCCGGCGGAAAUUUCGCUUCGUCAUCCUCCAGCGGAGGGCCGAGGUACCCGACGUCUUCCGGAAGCGGACGUGAAGCCGCUCUCGCUGCGGUCAAGGUGAGAUUUGGCGAGCGGAGAGUUCUUCUGCAACCUGGUUACGUUCAGAACAUGGCCAGCGCUGCGUCGACUCCAGCUCCGGCUCGUUCGGAAGCCACUCCGUCGCCGACUCCAGCUGCUCCGGCCGCUCCGAAGGCCGGAUCCUACGUGCCGCCACAUUUGAGGAAGCAGCAGCAGACUUCAGCCUAA